Messenger RNA from Hyposmocoma kahamanoa, 2962 nucleotides. It is a transcript of the gene Noc1, whose product is annotated as CCAAT/enhancer-binding protein zeta. Bases 107 to 2959 code for a protein of 950 amino acids. The transcript has 19 exons. NCBI's taxonomy places the organism in Eukaryota, Metazoa, Arthropoda, Insecta, Lepidoptera, Cosmopterigidae. Gene Ontology annotation, cellular component: nucleus. The record is from RefSeq and is a predicted model, not a curated record.
UUACGGCAAAGUUGACAAAAACGCCGACGAAAAGAAGACUCAUGGAAUUGCAAAACAUUUCGCUGAUACAUUGGAAUAUGAGGAGAAAAAGAAGUGGUAUCAUCAAAUGCCAGAAGAACCAGGGACAUUUGUAAAAAUAUUGAAUCAAGAGCAAAUAGAGGAAAUUAGAAAGGAAGCAAACAGUGCUUUGCAUGGAGAUACAAUGGCUUAUGAAACAAAAACAAACAGAAGUGGCUCAUCAGACCACCAAUGGGCUAAGACUUUGCUGAACAAAGGCGCUAUCGGAGACAGAGUAGCUGCAGCCACAAUUUUGAUACAGGAUAAUCCAUUGACCAACUUAACGGCUCUCAGAAACCUAAUUAACAAUGUGAAACCAGCCAAGAAAAAAGAUGGAAUAGUCAUUAUUGAUGCACUGUCUGAGCUACUGGUCUCUGAGUUGCUGAUUCCGGACACGAAACUGCGUUCAUUCGAGCAGCAUGCACUUGGUCAUCUGGACGAUAUAACUUCUGGUAAUAAGCAGGCGCGGCGGAAUGUGCUCAAAUUGUGGUACUACGAAGAUCAACUUAAGGAGCUAUAUGGAACGUACGUGGAAGCCUUGAACAAGUUCGCACAUGACUCAGUGGAAGCCAACAAGGAAAAAGCUGUUAGCGCCAUGUCCUAUCUUCUUAUGCACCAUCCAGAGAGGGAAAAGAUGUUAUUAACAAACAUAAUAAACAAACUUGGCGACCCAAGCGCCGGCGUGGCUUCCAAAGUGAUUUACCACCUCUGCCAGCUUCUCUACAACCAUCCUAAUAUGAAAGCUGUUGUUCUUAGCGAGAUUGAAAAAAUGUUAUUCCGAUCGAAUAUUUCCGCCCGAGCGCAGUACUACGGUAUUUGCUUCCUGAAUCAGUUCUUCUUAGGCAAAGACGACUCCGCUAUUGCUGAGAACCUUAUACGUAUUUACUUUUCAUUCUUCAAGGCUUCAAUUAAAAAGGGCGAUAUCGAUUCAAGAUUAAUGUCAGCAAUCCUCACGGGCGUGAAACGUGCUUACCCGUUCGCAGACCGCGAGCGACUGACCGAGGCGGCCAAUCACGUGGCGUCUGUUCACCGAUUGGUCCAUCUUGCGCCAUUGAAUGUUGCCAUACACGCGCUUGCGCUACUCUUUCAGAUUAGUGGCGCUUCUGAGGGUACCUCGGACAGAUACUACACAGCCCUGUAUCGGAAAUUGAUAAAUUCGGAAAUAUUCAACACCACCCAUUCAGCCCUAUUAUUCUCGUUGAUCUACAAGUCUCUCCGAGCCGACAAGAGUCCGGAACGUGUUGCUGCUUUUGUCAAGCGGUUAUUGCAACUUUGUUGCUAUAUGCAACCGGCACAAAUAUGUGGAGUGAUGUUUCUUAUAUCUCAAGUGUUGAAGGAUUCUGCGAAGAAGGAUGCUGUUAGAUUAGUUUGGACUAAACAGGAGAUUAAAGAGGAAGUAAAGGAAGAACCUAAGCAAGAAAACGAAAAUCACUCUGAAGAGGAUGAACCGAACGAGACUGUGGAUUCUGUAGAAGUAGUAGAAAAGCAGGAAGAUAGAAGAGAACAGAAAAAGAUUGACUUGUUGCGUGGUGAUAAGAAAGAUUUACUUAUUGACGAUGAAGAGGAAACCUACAUAGAUCUAAAUAUCGAUGACGAGGGGAAUAUUAAGCCUGCAAAGCGCAAAUCUGCACCUCAAGCUGGCUCAAGCUGGUUCCAUGCAAAGGUUAAAAGUGAAGAGUCCCAGGAGCCUGAAAAAGAUCUGGAGACCAAGAUACAGCUCAAGAAGACUAUAAACAUGGAAAGGGUAAUCACCUCGUACAACCCCCUUGCCCGCAACCCUCGCUGGGCUGGAGCAUUUUGUUCAGCUUACGUGGAGCUGCUGCCGCUCGCUCAUCACUUCCACCCCACUGUUAAGCUCUUUGCUGAUAAACUUCUCAAUGAGCAAAUCAUUCAAUACAGUGGUGAUCCCCUGAAGGACUUCGCCGGUAUCCGUUUCCUCGAUCGUUUUGUAUUCAAAAACCCGAAAAAACGCACCGAGGCAUCGCAGAAUGAUGGAGACCUUAAAAAGGUCAAAGGCUCACACCCCAAAUUUGCUGUUAGAAAGAACUACGCAGCCAAAGGUCUCAAAAGUAUUCCUGUUAAUUCAGCAUCGUAUUUAAAUGAGGACGCUUCGAAAAUACCCGUCGACGAGAAAUUCCUUUACGAUUUUCUACAAAACCGCCGCAAUGCAGACGACUCUGACGAGGACAGCGACCAGGAUUCUGUGACCAGCGAAGACUUUGAGAAGUACCUCGAUACCGUAACCGGUUCCGCAGCUCAAGGCGAUUCAGACGACGAAUUAGACUACCUAGCAGACAUGGAAGCGACUAAACAAAAACGACCUAAGAAGAAAUCUGACGAUGAUAAUGAUCAGCUUGAUAGCGACGUUGAUGGUGAUGAAAUUAACGAAGCUGGGAGUGAUCAUGACGACGAGGGGGGCAGUGAUGGUGAUCUUGAUAUAUCCGCUGAUGAGGAUGAACCUCAACUUUCUGGUGAUGAAGAUGAAUUGCUUUUGCAAGACAGCGAUGACGAUGAUGAUCAAAUUGAGGUUCCUGGCAAAAAAGGAAAAGGAAAAACAAAACUUAAAUUAAAAGGAAAAGACGACCUUGGAUCUCUAUUCGCAUCGGCAGAAGAAUUUUCCACGCUUUUAGAAGAUACUGCAACAAACAAGAAGCAAGGUUCCAGCCAAGCUGUGUCUAACACAGACAAUUCCAGCACAAAGCAAUUGGCAUGGGAAGAAAAGCGAGAUAGGUGGAUAAAGGGCUUUAAUAAGAAAAUUCUAGGUAACAAAGGCAGUAAAAAAGGCAAAAAUAAAAAAUUCAUCAAGAAAACUAAUGGCAACAAAAUGGCCGAAAGAAAAGGCGGGAAACGUAAAAGUGCAAACUCAGAGGGCGCUGGUGGUAAAAAGAAAAAAUUCAAAUGAACU